Molecule: messenger RNA, 270 nt
Organism: Rotaria sp. Silwood1
Lineage: Eukaryota; Metazoa; Rotifera; Eurotatoria; Philodinida; Philodinidae
Source: the annotation of a GenBank genome assembly
AUGGUAAACAUAGACAAUUAUAAUAAUGAUACUUGGAUAAAAGUAUUCGAAGGUCUGGAACAUAUUUAUCGAACUAAAGAAAUGUCAACUAUGUUAUAUGGUGAACUUUAUACUGCUGUUUAUAAUUAUUGUACAAAUACUCAAUCACAAAGCUCUGGAUCAACAAAAUUUGGAAAAUCCACUAAAAUUAAUCAAAUACGUAAUCUAGAUGAUGCAGCCAAUGCUGUGGAUGAAGAAUUAUAUUUCGAAUUGAAAAAUUAUUUGGAAUAA